AGAUGGCCAACCCAAAUUACUAUUACCAUGGUUAUCUUGUAAUGUUUUCUUGUGCUGUGUUGUUAACAGCUCAGAUUGGAGCAAGUGAUGGUGCAGGGUCACUCCUGGGAGGGAAGAAGUUGAUAGUUGGUGUUCCUAAGAAAGUGAGCUUCAUCCAGUUUGUGGAUGUACAACUGAAUCCCUUGAACAAGAGUCAGCUCGUGAAUGUUACAGGCUAUUCUAUUGACAUUUUCUUGGCUGCAGUAGCUUAUCUUCAGCGUUCAAACUACAAUAUUUCUUUCGAGUUUAGUGCUUUUGUAGACAAAAAUGGAAACACUAUUGGGGGUUACGACGCACUCAUCCGCCAGGUUAACGAAGGAAAGACCAAGCCAGCUGACUGUAUAACGAGGUUGGUCAGGCCUGGAAUUUCCACGUUUUUCACUAUUUUUUGCAGCAAGUAUGAUGCUGCUGUGGCAGAUUUGACAAUAGUGGCAAAUAGGUCAAACUAUGUAGAUUUUACAUUACCAUAUGCACAGUCUGAUGUGAGGAUGCUUGUGAAACUCCGAAAUGAUCCACGCUUGAAUAUGUGGACUUUUGUACAACCAUUUAGCUGGGACAUGUGGCUAUGCAUUGUCGUGGUCUCUGUUUUUACUGGAGGUAUUAUAUUAUUCAUGGAACACAAUGUCCAAGAAGAUUCAAUGCUUAAAAAUUCUCCCAUUAGAAAACAACUUAGUGGGGUUUCAAUCUUGUGGCUCCCUGUAGUGCAAGCAGUUUUUCCUGAAAGAGGAUCAUUGGCAAAGAAUUGCUCAAAGUUUGUGUUGGUGAUGUGGUUGAUUCUAGUAUUUAUACUGAUGCAAAGUUACACUGCUUGCUUAUCAUCAAUCUUGACAGUACAUCAGCUUCAAUCUCAUUACCCUAGUGAGGAUGACAUUAUAACAGACCCUAGCAUUUUUGUUGGAUGCCACUAUGGCUCAUUCAUAAAUGGCUUAUUAGUUGAUAGCUUGAGUAUUGAUAGUUCAAGAGUGAAGGAAUACUCGAGCAUUAAGCAAUAUAAGGAGGCUUUAGAAAAGGGAAGCCGAAGAGGUGGUGUUGAUGCCAUUUUUGACGAGGUUCCCUACAUUAAAGUCUUUCUAGCCAAAUAUGGUUCAAAUUAUGCCAUGGUGGGGCCUAGGCAUCGCAAUGCUGGAUUUGGCUUUGCAUUUUGUAAGAAUUCGACCUUAACCUCGUACUUUUCUCAAGCCAUAUUAAAUGUAAGUGAGAGUAAAGAAAUGGACUGCAUUGAGGAUAGAUAUUUUAACACCUGUGAAGAUGAUGGCAUAUCUUCUUCAUCGUCAGAUGUUGAUAGUCCCAGCCUCACCGCAUAUAGCUUUGCAGGUUUGUUUGUAGUAUUUGGAAUUCUCUCACUCUUAGCUUUGUUAAUCUCUGAACAUCAUUUUUGGAGAAGACAUGUCAUGCUUAUGAAAAUGCAUAGCCAAAAAUUCUUGAGCUGGAGUUCCACAAGAACCAACACGUCAGAGGAAGGUUCUAGAACGAGAAUAAAUGUUGAUGAUGAUGGAGAAGGUUCUGUGAACAGAGAAAAUAUUAGAUUAUCAGGAGAUGGAGAAUAUAACUACGUAAAGAUAUUGGUGGCAUCUCUUCCCUAAGUGGGUACUAAAACAUUGCUCGGAUAAUUAAGUUUUAGACAUGAGUGUCAGUUAGUUAAUUAGGUUCUGUGAAGUAAUAUCCAAGCUUGUCUUGGAGCUUAGGUUGUGAAAACCAUGUGCAUAAUUAUAGUUUUUUUCAUGUGUUCUGGACUUCUGGCAUC
Prosopis cineraria is the source of this 1783-nucleotide messenger RNA. Its product is annotated as glutamate receptor 2.7-like. Gene Ontology annotation, cellular component: plasma membrane. Lineage: Eukaryota; Viridiplantae; Streptophyta; Magnoliopsida; Fabales; Fabaceae. The coding region runs from base 3 to 1622 and encodes 539 amino acids. The record is from RefSeq and is a predicted model, not a curated record. Gene Ontology annotation, molecular function: glutamate-gated receptor activity. The transcript has 5 exons.